Molecule: messenger RNA, 597 nt
Organism: Cloeon dipterum
Lineage: Eukaryota; Metazoa; Arthropoda; Insecta; Ephemeroptera; Baetidae
Product: mitochondrial import inner membrane translocase subunit TIM14
Exons: 4
Coding region: 151-510 (119 amino acids)
Biological process (GO): protein import into mitochondrial matrix
Cellular component (GO): PAM complex, Tim23 associated import motor
Molecular function (GO): ATPase activator activity
Source: RefSeq, a predicted model, not a curated record
CUGACGCAAGUCUUUAGAGUUCACCCUGAGUGUUUUGACUUUUACGAGUUCGUUCUUCUGCAAAUUUGUAGCCACCAUAAUACACGUUGCGACUUCUAGAAAUAUCAUACUGCAGUGAUAUAAACAAUUUUCAAUCUAUUAGACCGCAAAAUGGCAUCAUCGGCGGUCAUGGCUGGACUAGGCCUUGCAAUCAUAGGCUACACAGGUCGCUAUAUUUUACGUAAGGCACCCAACAUCACUGAACAAAUGGCGAAGGCUGUAGAAAUGCUUCCGAAAUUAGACGCACAGUCUUUGGCCAGUAGCAAAUAUUACAAAGGUGGUUUUGAGCCAAAAAUGUCUAAGCGGGAAGCGUGCUUGAUAUUAGGUGUUUCGCCUACUGCUAGCAAGCAGAGAAUUAAGGAAGCACACAAAAGGAUUAUGCUCGCAAAUCAUCCGGACAGAGGAGGCUCGCCAUAUCUAGCGGCUAAAAUCAACGAAGCAAAGGACUACGUUGAAUCAGGCAAAUCGUAGACUGGGUUUUGAAUUGAAAGUAAUUAGAUGUAACUUAUAAGAUUGGUUCUUUGUUUAAUAAACAUAGCAAAAACAAAUUCACGCAGA